AGCAGCACCUUCAGAAACAUGCAGCGCCGGCACACGACACUGAGGGAAAAGGGCCGCCGUCAGGCCAUCCGCGGUCCCGCCUACAUGUUCAACGAGAAGGGCACUAGCCUGACGCCCGAAGAGGAGCGCUUUCUGGACUCGGCUGAGUAUGGCAACAUCCCGGUGGUCAGGAAAAUGCUGGAGGAGUCCAAGACCCUCAACUUCAACUGCGUGGACUACAUGGGGCAGAACGCGCUGCAGCUGGCAGUGGGCAACGAGCACCUGGAGGUCACUGAGCUGCUGCUCAAGAAGGAGAACCUGGCGCGGGUGGGGGACGCGCUGCUGCUGGCCAUCAGCAAGGGCUACGUGCGCAUCGUGGAGGCCAUCCUCAGCCACCCGGCCUUCGCGCAGGGCCAGCGCCUGACUCUCAGCCCGCUGGAGCAGGAGCUGCGGGACGACGACUUCUACGCCUACGACGAGGACGGCACGCGCUUCUCCCACGACAUCACGCCCAUCAUCCUGGCGGCCCACUGCCAGGAGUAUGAGAUCGUGCAUAUCCUCCUUCUAAAGGGCGCGCGCAUCGAGCGGCCCCACGACUACUUCUGCAAGUGCAAUGAGUGCACUGAGAAGCAGCGGAAGGACUCCUUCAGCCACUCGCGCUCCCGCAUGAAUGCCUACAAGGGACUGGCAAGUGCUGCCUACUUGUCCCUGUCCAGCGAAGACCCUGUCCUCACCGCGCUGGAGCUAAGCAAUGAGCUAGCCAGACUAGCCAACAUUGAGACUGAAUUCAAGAACGAUUACAGGAAGUUAUCUAUGCAAUGCAAGGAUUUUGUGGUGGGCGUGCUGGACCUGUGCCGAGACACAGAAGAGGUGGAAGCGAUUUUAAAUGGUGAUGUGAACUUCCAAGUCUGGUCCGACCACCACCGUCCAAGUCUGAGCCGGAUCAAACUCGCCAUUAAAUACGAAGUCAAGAAGUUCGUUGCUCAUCCUAACUGUCAACAGCAAUUGCUUACCAUGUGGUAUGAAAAUCUCUCAGGCUUACGUCAACAGUCUAUCGCUGUGAAAUUCCUGGCUGUCUUUGGAGUCUCCCUAGGCCUCCCUUUUCUCGCCAUAGCCUAUUGGAUUGCUCCGUGCAGCAAGCUAGGACGAACCCUGAGGAGCCCUUUCAUGAAAUUUGUAGCACAUGCAGUUUCUUUUACCAUCUUCUUGGGAUUGUUAGUUGUGAAUGCAUCGGACCGCUUCGAAGGUGUUAAAACCCUGCCCAAUGAAACCUUCACAGACUACCCAAAACAGAUCUUCAGAGUGAAAACUACACAAUUCUCCUGGACAGAAAUGCUCAUCAUGAAGUGGGUCUUGGGAAUGAUUUGGUCCGAAUGCAAGGAAAUCUGGGAGGAGGGGCCGCGGGAGUACGUGCUGCACCUGUGGAACCUGCUGGAUUUCGGAAUGCUGUCCAUCUUCGUGGCCUCCUUCACCGCAAGAUUCAUGGCCUUCCUGAAGGCCAGCGAGGCCCAGGUGUACGUGGACCAGCACGUGCAGGACGACACGCUCCACAACGUCACACUUCCACCAGAAGUGGCCUACUUCACCUACGCCAGGGACAAGUGGUGGCCUUCAGACCCUCAGAUCAUAUCGGAAGGGCUGUAUGCGAUAGCUGUCGUGCUGAGCUUCUCUCGAAUCGCGUACAUCCUGCCAGCCAAUGAGAGCUUUGGGCCCCUGCAGAUCUCCCUGGGGAGAACUGUGAAAGAUAUCUUCAAGUUCAUGGUCAUUUUCAUCAUGGUAUUUGUGGCCUUCAUGAUUGGGAUGUUCAAUCUGUACUCCUACUACCGAGGUGCAAAGUACAACCCAGCGUUUACAACGGUUGAAGAAAGCUUCAAAACCUUAUUUUGGUCCAUCUUUGGCUUGUCUGAAGUGAUCUCGGUGGUGCUGAAAUAUGACCACAAAUUCAUCGAGAACAUUGGCUAUGUUCUCUACGGUGUUUAUAAUGUCACCAUGGUGGUCGUGCUGCUCAACAUGCUAAUAGCCAUGAUCAACAACUCGUAUCAGGAAAUUGAGGAGGAUGCAGAUGUGGAGUGGAAGUUUGCCCGAGCAAAGCUCUGGCUGUCUUAUUUUGAUGAAGGAAGAACUCUACCUGCUCCUUUUAAUCUAGUGCCAAGUCCUAAAUCAUUUUAUUAUCUCAUAAUGAGAAUCAAGAUGUGCCUCAUAAAACUCUGCAAAUCUAAGGCCAAAAGCUGUGAAAAUGACCUUGAAAUGGGCAUGCUGAAUUCUAAAUUCAGGAAGACUCGCUACCAGGCUGGCAUGAGGAAUUCUGAAAACCUGACAGCAAAUAACACUUACAGCAAGCCCACCAGAUAUCAGAAAAUCAUGAAACGGCUCAUAAAAAGAUAUGUCCUGAAGGCCCAGGUGGAUAGAGAAAAUGACGAAGUCAAUGAAGGCGAACUGAAGGAAAUCAAGCAAGAUAUCUCCAGCCUGCGCUAUGAGCUUCUUGAAGAGAAAUCUCAAGCUACCGGCGAGCUGGCAGACCUCAUCCAACAGCUCAGCGAGAAGUUUGGAAAGAACUUAAACAAAGACCACCUGAGGGCGAACAAGGGCAAAGACAUUUAA
Molecule: messenger RNA, 2580 nt
Organism: Lagenorhynchus albirostris (white-beaked dolphin)
Lineage: Eukaryota; Metazoa; Chordata; Mammalia; Artiodactyla; Delphinidae
Gene: TRPC7
Product: transient receptor potential cation channel subfamily C member 7
Exons: 11
Coding region: 19-2580 (853 amino acids)
Biological process (GO): calcium ion transmembrane transport; manganese ion transport; regulation of cytosolic calcium ion concentration
Cellular component (GO): membrane; cation channel complex
Molecular function (GO): store-operated calcium channel activity; inositol 1,4,5 trisphosphate binding; protein binding
Source: RefSeq, a predicted model, not a curated record